Hydractinia symbiolongicarpus is the source of this 1643-nucleotide messenger RNA. Its product is annotated as elongation factor Tu-like. Gene Ontology annotation, biological process: mitochondrial translational elongation. The transcript has 11 exons. Gene Ontology annotation, molecular function: translation elongation factor activity; GTP binding; GTPase activity. Lineage: Eukaryota; Metazoa; Cnidaria; Hydrozoa; Anthoathecata; Hydractiniidae. The record is from RefSeq and is a predicted model, not a curated record. Bases 119 to 1462 code for a protein of 447 amino acids. Gene Ontology annotation, cellular component: mitochondrion.
ACCCUGAGCCAAGUUUGUAUGUGUUACCGCUUUGUGCGGAACGGUCCAUGUGUGCAGCUACAAAAAACAGGAGGGAGGAAGCAGUGAGUCCUAGAAUUCUUCUCAUCUGUCGCAGAAUAUGCAGGGAAUUUUGAAGAUUGCUGUAGCAAGAAAUGGAGUUUGUCGUGGCUUGAAGGGGUUGUAUUCAAGCAAGUUACUGAGGGCACAACAAGUCCUUCUUGCACAAGGUUUAAAUAAUUUUCAAAACCGGUCAUAUGCAGCUGAAGCAAGUGCAAAAAAGACAUUUUCCAGAGACAAACCACAUGUAAAUAUUGGUACCAUUGGUCACGUUGAUCAUGGCAAAACUACCUUAACUGCAGCUAUAACCAAAGUUCUUGCUGAAGCUGGUGGUGCUAAAUUUAAAAAUUAUGCUGACAUUGACAACGCUCCAGAGGAAAGGGCACGGGGAAUUACUAUAAAUGCUGCACAUGUUGAAUAUGAAACUGAGAAUCGUCACUACGGACACAUCGAUUGCCCUGGUCAUGCAGAUUACAUUAAGAACAUGAUAACAGGAGCUGCACAGAUGGACGGAGCCAUACUUGUUGUAGCUGCUACUGAUGGGCAGAUGCCACAAACAAGAGAACAUUUGCUGUUAGCUAAUCAGGUUGGUGUAAAGAAUUUAUGUGUUUUUAUAAAUAAAGCUGAUAUGGUGGAUGAUGAAGAGCUGAUGGAAUUAGUUGAAAUGGAAAUUCGGGAGUUGUUAACAGAGUAUGGCUAUGACGGUGACGAAACUCCGGUUAUAUAUGGCUCUGCUCUGUGUGCUUUGGAAAAUAAAAAUCCUGAGAUGGGGUUGGAAAAAAUCAAGGAAUUAAUUGCUGCAGUGGAUGAUCAUAUUCCCUUACCUGUGCGUGAUCUAGACAAGCCAUUUUUAAUGCCAGUGGAAGAUAGUUUUUCUAUACCUGGUCGAGGCACAGUCAUUUCUGGAAGCAUUGAGCGAGGUGUGAUUAAGAAAGGAGACGAGGUUGAAUUGAUUGGUCAUGGCAAAGACGUCAUCAAAACAACUGCUACAGGUUUGGAAAUGUUCCACAAAUCUUUGGACCAAGGACAAGCUGGUGACAAUUUAGGGGCAUUAAUACGUGGUGUCAAACGGGAGGAUGUGAGAAGGGGCAUGGUGUUAUGUGCUCCAGGCACUGCGAAAGCAUGUGUGAAAUGCAGAGCUCAGGUUUAUAUAUUAAAAAAAGAAGAAGGUGGGCGACACAAGCCAUUCGUUUCCAACUACACUCCGCAAAUGUAUGUUCGAACGGGUGACGUAGCAUCGAUAAUUACAUUAGAUGAAGGAAAAGAAUUUGUUAUGCCAGGAGAGGAUGCAAGUUUUACAUUAACUCUCAUGCAUGCUGUGCCUUUAGAACAGGGACUUCGUUUUACAAUGCGAGAAGGUAGCCGGACAGUUGGUACUGGUGUAGUGACGGAAAUUUUAGAGUAAAUUGUGAAUUGCUUAUCUUGGCAAAAAUAUAACAACAGAUCAAGUUAAACAACAACUAAAAAAUUGUUUUAAAAAUGCUGAAAUCUGUUUUGUUAGUUGACAAUGUAAAACCUCUCAUUUUUUUGCACUAGAUUUAUUUUUAUUGGUAUAUUUUGUAAAAUUGAAGGUACUAUACUGCAGA